Molecule: messenger RNA, 2833 nt
Organism: Ostrinia nubilalis (European corn borer)
Lineage: Eukaryota; Metazoa; Arthropoda; Insecta; Lepidoptera; Crambidae
Gene: bgm
Product: long-chain-fatty-acid--CoA ligase ACSBG2
Exons: 15
Coding region: 204-2246 (680 amino acids)
Cellular component (GO): membrane; endoplasmic reticulum
Molecular function (GO): long-chain fatty acid-CoA ligase activity
Source: RefSeq, a predicted model, not a curated record
CGCACCGCUCUUGUCACGGAGGUGGACGUUUUCCGUUUCACGACCGCUCUCCCGGUAUUCGUCGUGUUCAUCUGCGCACGGUAUAAUUUUGUACGCGCGCUCAUUAAAAUGUGAUAGCAUUAAGUGACUUUAAUCUGUGAAGUGUUGUUAAAAUCAAACCUAAUUACAUUAUUUUAUUCUUACUGACAAACUAGGCCACUGUAAUGGAGAACGGCGUUGUUGAAUCCCAUAAACCCUCACACUUACCAAAUGGCAUUACCAGACAGAAAUAUAUGGAUGGGCCAGACCAAGUAGUGCCAGCCAAUGACUACGUAACAUGGAUACCAGAGAAUGCGGUGAAGCUCCGAGUCACCUCCCGCGGAAUAGCGGCGGAGCCUCCAGUGUCAGUCCCUGGCCUGCUCACGCGCAUAGCGGCUAUCUACCCCGACUCCAUCGCGUUGGCAUCUAAGAAAUCUGACGAAAAAUGGCACAGAGUCACUUACAAACAAUACCGCGAGCUGGCGCGACAAGUGGCCAAGGGUUUCUUGAAACUUGGCCUGGAGCGGUACCACUCAGUCUGCAUCCUUGGGUUCAACUCGCAGGAAUGGUUCCUGGCUGAUCUUGGCGCUAUUCAUGCAGGUGGCUUUGCCGCCGGCAUCUACACGACCAACUCCCCGGAGGCUUGCUUCCAUUGCCUGAUGUCUUCGCGCGCCAACAUCUGCGUGGUUCAAGACAAGAAACAGCUGGAUAAAAUCCUGCAAAUCCGCAGUCGACUGCCGCAUCUGAAGGCCAUUGUGCAAUGGGAGGCGCCUAUUGACACCUCCAUUCCCGGAGUGUACAGCUGGGACCAGCUUAUGGAGAUGGGAGCCAAUGAAUCGGACGUGCAGCUCGAAAACACGCUGAAAAGCAUGGCCGUCAAUGAGUGCUGCACGCUCGUGUACACGUCAGGUACAGUCGGGCCUCCAAAAGCCGUGAUGCUGUCCCACGACAACCUGACGUGGGAUGCCCACUCCAUCUCAGAAAGGGUGGGCAACAUCCAGUGCCCCGACUCGGAGAGACUCGUCUCCUUCUUGCCUCUUAGUCACGUUGCUGCACAGGUUGUGGACAUUUACACCACAAUGACCAAAGGAAUCUCAGUGUACUUUGCACAGCCCGACGCACUCAAGGGCUCUCUCGUGGAAACCUUAAAAGAUGUGCGACCAACGAGAUUCCUUGCAGUACCAAGAGUGUAUGAGAAGAUGUAUGAAAAAAUAGUGGCAGUGGGCGCGUCUCGGGGCGCCGUCACUCGCUCGCUCGCCAUGUGGGCGAAGGACAAAGCCCUGACCUACCACCUCGCCAGAAUAAACGGGUACGAAGGCUCGUCGAUCGGAUACAGGCUAGCCAAGUCCCUGAUCCUGAGCAAGGCCCACGAAGCCCUAGGGCUGGAUCAGUGCACGACCUUCGUGUCGUCUGCUGCGCCCCUGGCACCAGAAAUCAAGUCUUUCUUCACCUCCCUCGACAUGCCCAUCGUGGAAGCUUUCGGCAUGAGCGAGAUGGCUGGAGCCCAUGCUCUUAGCAUCUACCCAAAAAUGAAAAUCGACUCCGUCGGCGAAUUGCUGGACGGUACAGAAACAAAAUUCGACGGUUCCGUGAGUCCAAACGGACCCGGUGAGAUUUGCAUGAGAGGUCGCCAUCUCAUGAUGGGCUAUCUCAAUGACGAGGAGAAAUCUAUAUCCGCGAUCGACAGUGACGGGUGGAUUCACUCGGGCGAUCUCGGACGAGUUGACGAACACAACCUGUUGUACAUUACUGGAAGAAUAAAGGAACUGCUGAUCACCGCGGGAGGGGAGAACGUGGCGCCCGUGCCGAUCGAGCAGGUCGUGCAGGCCGAGCUACGGCAGGUGGGCUACGCCGUGCUCAUCGGAGACAAGCGAAAAUUCCUCUCCAUGCUCAUCACCCUAAAGACUAAAGUGGACCCCGAGACGGGAGCAGCGCUCGAUGCUUUAGAAACCGAGACCUUGAAAUGGGUACAGAGUCUCGGCAGCACCGCUACAACUCUUAGCCAAAUAUCGAAAACCAAAGACCCCGCUGUACACAAAGCCAUAGAAGAAGGCUUAGCCCGCGCCAACAAGAAGGCUAUCUCUAACGCGCAAAAAAUACAGAAGUUCACCAUCCUCCCCGCAGACUUCUCAAUGCCUUCGGGAGAAUUAGGGCCCACGCUAAAAGUAAAGAGGAACGUAGUCUACGAGAAGUACAAAGACAUAAUAGAAGACUUUUACAAGGAAUAACUAUAGGAUUAAGUUUAGUAAGUAGGGAAAGGGCGUCCAUUAAUAAAUUAUUCUGUUAAUAUAUUGCUCAAAUAGGGACUUAUUGUGAUUGCGUAGAGGUGUACAUAGGAUAUAUUUUUGUUACGAAAAAUAUACUGUUUCUAAAAAAAGUUGUAUUAUUAAAACACCACGUUAAUAAUAUAAAUUUAUUUAACUAUUACGAUAAAAUCUUAAUAAUAGUAAAUUCAAUCGGAAUGGAUAUCUAACAACUAACAAUAAUAUAAAUCGAUUUAUAUUUAAAUUUAGAUAAUACUUUGAAAAGAUAAUGCAUAAAAUAUAAGAAUAAGUACCUGGCAGUAAAUUCCAUUAUUUAUAAAUUCCAUUUUGCUAACCUAAGUCUAAGAUACAAUUCUAAUAAAUGUCAAAAGAACAAAGUCAAAUAUUAAACAUGAUACUGAUGUUUGAGUAAGUACAUGACGCUUUUACCCGUAAAAUAUUUAAAUCAUAUUUCACGAAUGUUUUAAGUAAGUACAAUAUAAAAUCAUUUUCUUAUUACAUAACUAUGAUUGGAAUGAUUUCUUUUCAAUAAAGGAAAUUAUAUACUUAAA